AUGACUGCUGUGGAGCUCGGGAGGAAAGCAGGGUGGGAAAUGAUGGGGCAUCGGGGAACCAGGGUUGCAUCGGGAUAUGUAUCCAGAACGAAUCAGAGCAGUAUCCGUAUCAAAUACGGCAUAGCCAUGGUUAAGAGAAAAUCCAAGUCUUGUUCUGAAAUCAAGAAGAAGAAACAGCGCAAUGCAUAUGAGCAUGCACAAUCCUUAUCUUGUGAUGAAGAGUUUUGGGAUAAGGAGCAGCAAGAGAUGUAUCUUCAGAUCUAUAAGAAAGCGGAGGUGUUUGCGCAUCGAUCUGUGCACUUAUCUGAUAAUAUUGACACCAAAUAUGAGAAACUUGGUCUCAAGGGAAAUCGAGGUGCUUGCGGUGACAUCCUUCUCAGGCUCACUCGUGCUAUUUACACAGAAGCACCUUUUGAUAUUGCCAAUUUCCUCCUUAGUGAGAUGUGCAUUAUCAUCGAGGAUCCAAACCAUAAGCUGCCUUAUGGGCCUUACAUCUUUUCUCUUCUGCGUCAUUUGAAGAUUAUCAAUGAUGAGAGUAUUGGUGAGACAUGUUCUCUCAGGGCAUACAACCCACUGGCUAUGAAGAAAUCAAAGAAAUCAGUUAUUGUUCAGCUUGAAAAGAAGGUGGAGUCACUUUUGGCUACCUUUAUUAAAAGGAUGGAUGAGUUGGAGCGAAAAGUUGAGGAAUUUGAUAAGCGAAUAAAGGAUGUUGAGACGCUGCUGAAGGGCUCCUCGGAUAUAGUCUUCAGGCGGAGAGGCGGCAAUUGA
This is a messenger RNA of Triticum turgidum subsp. durum (durum wheat), 768 nucleotides long. NCBI's taxonomy places the organism in Eukaryota, Viridiplantae, Streptophyta, Magnoliopsida, Poales, Poaceae. The record is from the annotation of a GenBank genome assembly.